AUGUCGUUCCUUCCAUCUCUCGUCCUGCUCACCCUCCUGCAACUCGUCGCAGCCCAGUACUGCUCCUUCUGGAAUACCGGCUGUAUCGACUCGCUCGCCCAAACCGCCGUCCGCUUCGAUCUGAGCCCGCUCUUCACCGAUCCCGUCUCGCUCUACUACAGUUUCGAUGCCAGCAUGUCCGGGAAGGGCGAGGGCCCUAUGACCAAGACAGCCUUCUGGCUCGGCUACCCGAGUAACAACGUGAAUAAAAACGCCGUCGACUCGAAUCGCACAUCCGAAAUCGGUCUGAGGAUCGGAAAUAUGACCGGCACCCCCUCCGGAGCCAACAACGGAUGUGAUGGGAUUUGGGGGUCGGAUUGCUCGCGGGAUUUCAAAGGGGCCUUGCAACGUAGCAUGUACCAUCUGGCAGUCUCCGGCGAGUAUUAUUCCAAGCCCCUGGAGGUGGCUCUCAACCAGAUGUUGCAGAAGCCACCCUCGCUGCCGUCGUGUCCACCCCCAAUCCUCGACGUGGCCUCUAUUCCUGUGCAAGAUUUCGCCAAAGAACAUGUCCCCGGUCGGAAUGUGACGCUGAUGCCACCUGGCUCGGGCGCAUGGCCAUGGCAGGUCUGGUACCUGGAUGGCAUGAAUGCCCACAAGCAGGCCUCCCAGGUGGCGGUUGGCAUCAUCAGUCGCGCUCCUUCAUAUAACAGUUCCCCGCCCGACAGCCCAGACGACAUCAUGGUCGAUCUUGUCUGUCUUCAGGCUCCGUCGGGUGGAUCAUCCAAGGGCUCUCAUGAUUAG
Messenger RNA from Penicillium olsonii, 780 nucleotides. Lineage: Eukaryota; Fungi; Ascomycota; Eurotiomycetes; Eurotiales; Aspergillaceae. The record is from the annotation of a GenBank genome assembly.